AUGGAAACGGAGGAAGAGACGCAGCGCCCGCGGCAGGAGCUGGAGCGGGACGAAACUUUUCUCGGCUUCGUUUUGUUCCGCAACGAGCUGAAGAUCGACAGCAUCGGCGCCAUCCGGGAGAUGAAGCGGGGCAGUAUCGAACCGGUGAUGGUCACCGGGGAUAACAUCUGGACGGGGCUGCACGUGGCGGAACAGGUGGGACUGAUUCCGAAGAGCUCUUCUUUGAACGG
Molecule: messenger RNA, 230 nt
Organism: Amoebophrya sp. A120
Lineage: Eukaryota; Dinophyceae; Syndiniales; Amoebophryaceae
Source: the annotation of a GenBank genome assembly